AUGCAGUACGCUACCGAGCCCUCCUCCAUCCGCGUUUAUUACCGCGGAAACAAGUACGAUGUUCCUCUGGAGUUUGCAACCCGUAUGCAUCCAGGCGGCAGCAGCAUUCUGAUGCGCUAUAAGGACUGCGACAUCACGAAGGACUUUGAGAAAAUGAACCACUCCGUCGAUGCGGCAGUAAUGCUGAAUGAGUGGCUGGUUGACGGCAAUCAUUUCCCUGAAGUCUACAAGCCCGCUUCACGCUGCCAGUCUGGAGAGGAUGACGGGAAUCAGCAGAAAAAAGAGUCCGAUAAGACGAAGCGCUGGAACCGCUUGGCCAUUGCCUUCGGAAUUGCCUCAAUCCUGACUGCGGUGGAAAUGCGCAAGCACUGA
This is a messenger RNA of Leishmania mexicana MHOM/GT/2001/U1103, 372 nucleotides long. RefSeq lists its product as hypothetical. The record is from RefSeq and is a predicted model, not a curated record. The transcript has a single exon. Lineage: Eukaryota; Euglenozoa; Kinetoplastea; Trypanosomatida; Trypanosomatidae. Bases 1 to 372 code for a protein of 123 amino acids.